Messenger RNA from Callithrix jacchus (white-tufted-ear marmoset), 1445 nucleotides. Its product is annotated as UL16-binding protein 2-like. The record is from RefSeq and is a predicted model, not a curated record. Lineage: Eukaryota; Metazoa; Chordata; Mammalia; Primates; Cebidae. Gene Ontology annotation, biological process: positive regulation of T cell mediated cytotoxicity; immune response; antigen processing and presentation of endogenous peptide antigen via MHC class I via ER pathway, TAP-independent. Gene Ontology annotation, cellular component: external side of plasma membrane.
CCGCGGCCAGAAUGGAGCGCCGAGUGGGGCAGGGCCCGGGGUAUGUCUUUCUGCAAAGAAGUAGAGUUGACUUGGCUGCGCUCUAGGGGUAGACGCCUGAAUGCCAAAAGUGUUUAAGGGAGUGUCUCCUCCGAGGGGCUGGAAGAACAGGCUCUAGACCUGCUUGUGUUUCACACUGCACUCCCAGGCAAUCCAUUUCAGCCAGCAUGGCCGGGGCAAUAGGUUCGCUGGGUCUCGCCUCUCCAGUCCCCUGCGCUUCCGGUCCACACCCUUUUGAAGCCGCUGCGUGUAAGCCUUUAUAAGUCGGCUUUCAGCCCCGAGGUGAUUCAUCUGCGCAGCUCCCCAUCCAUCAAGUCACUAGUCUUCCGCGCUCCCGGUCCCCAAUGGCAGCGGCCGCCAGCUCCGCGUUGCGGCAGUGCCUCCCGCUUCUGCUCCUGUUCCAGCUGUCAGGCUCGUCCUGGGCAGAGACGGCCGCCCAGCUGGUCGCUCCAGAGGUCUCCGCAUCCAUGAAGGGGCCCUCGCCACCUCCUACACCACGUGGCACCUUCUGCCUCCUGCCUGAGAACACACCCCAGCAAACACAGCCCAAGCUCCCCACAGAACCUGUGCAGGGGGAUGAGAAGCGCCAUUUCCUCCAGGAUGACCCUGGGAACUCUGACCCUCACUCUCUUUGCUAUGAUGUGACCAUCACCCCUAAGUUCAGACCUGGACCACGGUGGUGUGCGGUUCAAGGCCAGUUGGAUCAAAAGACUUUUCUUCACUAUGACUGUGGCAACAAGACAGUCACACCAGUCAGUCUCCUGGGGAAGAAAAUAAAUGUCACAAAGUCCUGGAAAGAACAGAACCCAGUCCUGAGAGAGCUGGUGGACAUGCUCACCGAGCAACUGCUUGGCAUUCAGUUGCAGAAUUACACACCCAGAGAACCCCUCACCCUGCAGGCCAGGAUGUCUUGUGAGCAGAAAGCCGAAGGACACAGCAGUGGAUCUUGGCAGUUCAGCUUCGAUGGACAGAUCUUCCUCCUCUUUGACUCAGAGAACAGAAUGUGGACAACGGUUCAUCCUGGAGCCAGAAAGAUGAAAGAAAAGUGGGAGAAUGACAAGGAUAUGACCAUGUCCUUCCAUUACUUCUCAAUGGGUGACUGUACAAGAUGGCUUGAGGACUUCCUAAUGGGCAUGGACAGAACCCUGGAGUCAAGCACAGGAGCACCACCCACCAUGGCCCCAGGCACUGCCCAACCCAAAGCCAUGGCCACCACCCUCAGUUCCUGGAGCCUCUUCAUCAUCCUCCUCUGCUUCAUCCUACCUGGCAUCUGAGGAGAGUCCACUGUGAAGGGAGGAGAAACUGGAACAGGCUUCCUGAAGGACAGGGUGAUGGGGCUCCAUCAAGAGUCAAAAGUAUCAAAGUCUGGUUAAGAAUAUGUAUUGAAAUGGCAUAAAGACUCCCCG